Ictidomys tridecemlineatus (thirteen-lined ground squirrel) is the source of this 8127-nucleotide messenger RNA. RefSeq names its product EPH receptor A5 (gene Epha5). Gene Ontology annotation, biological process: ephrin receptor signaling pathway; axon guidance; protein phosphorylation. The record is from RefSeq and is a predicted model, not a curated record. Gene Ontology annotation, molecular function: ATP binding; transmembrane-ephrin receptor activity; protein binding. Gene Ontology annotation, cellular component: plasma membrane; dendrite. Lineage: Eukaryota; Metazoa; Chordata; Mammalia; Rodentia; Sciuridae.
GGAGGCAGCGGAGACGCCGGAGCUCCAGACACAGCAGGAGCGCGCUGUGGCGGUGCAGUUUCAAGCUCGCCUUCGCAGCCGCGCACACACCGCCUCCUCGCUGAGCAGCGGGAACCGCAGCAGCUCCGUGCCGCCGCAGCCCAGCUCCGCGCUCCUGCCCGCUCACUGCCGUCAGUACCGCCCCUCGUCAGCACUCAGCCCGCAGCUAUUUCCUUCUGCCAGCCUCUUUGAACUCUUUGGAUCUUUGCCUUUGCUCGCCUCUCUCCUCUUUUUUUUUUUUCCUCACCCCAUAUUUUCUCAACUCCUCUCUCUUUAUCCUUUACCACCCUGAUUUUCUUUUUAUUGGAAAUUUCAUCUUAAGAUGACUUGCCUUCCUUAACCCUCGUCCAUUUCAGCAUUGAAGACUGAAAAGGAACAUUUCCCUCCCCUCCGGUGGCAUUUAAAAAUCGCAAUUCUUCAAAAGUCUUAAGAGGCAAAGGAACAGGACGCAAGACCCUCCCGGCACCCUUGAUUGAGCCCAGUCAAGAACAGUUCUAGCAAUCGGAGCUGGCGUUUCAUUGAAUCCUACUGAGGGGGAAGGCGAAAGAAACCAGAAGCAAACUUCAGCUGUCUCCGCGGGUCUGUGGUUCCCGCAUUUAGAAGAGCCGCGUGCCAGAAGGCAUAGGAACCCACGGGGGACGCGGAGGAGCCCCGAGUCUCCCUCGUCCAUUCCUUGAGGACAGAGGUGUGGACUGAGGCGCGCGGGACAACAGCGGCAGAAGAGGGUAGGAGAAGAUGCGGGGCUCCCGGCCCCGGGGUGCGGGACGCCGAAGGCCCCCGGGCGGCUGCGGCGGCGACACCCUCCGUACCCCUGCGUCUCUGGCCGGCUGCUACUCCGCACCUCGCAGGGCCCCACUCUGGACGUGCCUUCUCCUGUGCGCCGCGCUUCGGACCCUCCUGGCCAGCCCCAGCAACGAAGUGAAUUUAUUGGAUUCACGAACUGUUAUGGGGGACCUGGGAUGGAUUGCUUUUCCAAAAAAUGGGUGGGAAGAGAUUGGUGAAGUUGAUGAAAAUUAUGCCCCUAUCCACACAUACCAAGUAUGCAAAGUUAUGGAACAGAAUCAGAAUAACUGGCUUUUGACCAGUUGGAUCUCCAAUGAAGGUGCUUCCAGAAUCUUCAUAGAACUCAAGUUCACUCUGCGAGACUGUAACAGCCUUCCUGGAGGACUGGGAACCUGUAAGGAAACUUUUAACAUGUAUUAUUUUGAGUCAGAUGAUGAGAAUGGAAGAAACAUCAAGGAAAACCAGUACAUCAAAAUCGAUACCAUUGCUGCUGAUGAGAGCUUUACGGAACUUGAUCUUGGUGACCGUGUCAUGAAACUGAAUACAGAGGUCAGAGAUGUAGGACCUCUAAGCAAAAAGGGAUUUUAUCUUGCUUUCCAAGAUGUUGGUGCUUGCAUUGCUCUGGUUUCUGUGCGUGUAUACUAUAAAAAAUGCCCCUCUGUGAUACGGCACUUGGCUGUCUUCCCGGACACCAUCACUGGAGCAGAUUCUUCACAGUUGCUUGAGGUGUCAGGCUCCUGCGUCAACCAUUCUGUGACAGAUGAACCUCCCAAAAUGCACUGCAGUGCUGAAGGGGAGUGGCUGGUGCCCAUUGGGAAAUGCAUGUGCAAGGAAGGAUAUGAAGAGAAAAAUGGUACCUGUCAAGUGUGCAGACCUGGGUUCUUCAAAGCCUCACCUCACAGCCAGAGCUGCAGCAAAUGUCCACCUCACAGUUACACCCAUGAGGAAGCUUCAACCUCUUGUGUCUGUGAAAAGGAUUAUUUCAGGAGGGACUCUGAUCCACCCACAAUGGCAUGCACAACCCCCUCUCCAGUCACCAAUGUGAAAAAGGGGAAAAUUGCAAAAAACAGCAUUUCUUUGUCUUGGCAAGAGCCGGAUCGCCCCAAUGGAAUCAUCCUGGAGUAUGAAAUUAAAUAUUUUGAGAAGGACCAAGAGACCAGCUACACAAUUAUCAAAUCGAAAGAGACCACUAUUACUGCAGAGGGCUUGAAACCAGCUUCAGUGUAUGUCUUCCAAAUUCGAGCACGUACAGCAGCAGGCUAUGGUGUCUUCAGUCGAAGAUUUGAGUUUGAAACCAUCCCAGUGUCAGUUGCAGCCUCCAGUGAUCAAAGCCAGAUUCCUAUAAUUGCUGUGUCUGUGACAGUGGGAGUCAUUUUGUUGGCAGUGGUUAUCGGCUUCCUUCUCAGUGGAAGUUGCUGCGAAUGUGGCUGUGGGAGGGCUUCUUCCCUGUGCGCUGUUGCCCAUCCAAGCCUAAUAUGGCGAUGUGGCUACAGCAAAGCAAAGCAAGAUCCAGAAGAGGAAAAGAUGCAUUUUCAUAAUGGGCACAUUAAACUGCCAGGUGUAAGAACCUAUAUUGAUCCACAUACCUAUGAGGAUCCCAAUCAAGCUGUCCAUGAGUUUGCCAAGGAAAUUGAAGCUUCAUGUAUCACCAUUGAAAGAGUUAUUGGAGCAGGUGAAUUUGGUGAAGUUUGUAGUGGACGUUUGAAACUACCAGGAAAAAGAGAGCUACCUGUGGCUAUCAAAACCCUUAAAGUUGGCUACACAGAAAAACAACGUAGAGAUUUCCUGGGUGAAGCAAGUAUCAUGGGGCAGUUUGACCAUCCUAACAUCAUCCAUUUAGAAGGUGUUGUGACCAAAAGUAAACCAGUGAUGAUAGUGACAGAGUAUAUGGAGAAUGGUUCUUUAGAUACAUUUUUAAAGAAAAACGACGGGCAGUUCACUGUGAUUCAGCUUGUUGGCAUGCUGAGAGGCAUCGCCGCAGGAAUGAAGUACCUUUCUGACAUGGGCUACGUGCACAGAGACCUUGCUGCUAGAAACAUCUUAAUCAACAGUAACCUUGUGUGCAAAGUGUCUGACUUUGGACUUUCCAGGGUACUGGAAGAUGAUCCUGAGGCAGCCUAUACCACAAGGGGAGGCAAAAUUCCAAUCAGAUGGACUGCCCCAGAAGCAAUAGCUUUUCGAAAGUUCACCUCUGCCAGUGAUGUCUGGAGUUAUGGAAUCGUAAUGUGGGAAGUUGUCUCUUAUGGAGAGAGACCCUACUGGGAGAUGACCAAUCAGGAUGUGAUUAAAGCAGUAGAGGAAGGCUACCGUCUGCCAAGCCCCAUGGAUUGUCCUGCUGCUCUCUAUCAAUUAAUGCUGGAUUGCUGGCAGAAAGACCGGAAUAGCAGGCCCAAGUUUGAUGAAAUAGUCAACAUGUUGGACAAGCUGAUUCGCAACCCAAGUAGUCUGAAAACUCUGGUUAAUGCUUCAAGCAGAGUAUCUAAUUUGUUGGCAGAACAUGGCCCUCUAGGAUCUGGGGCCUAUAGAUCAGUAGGUGAAUGGCUAGAAGCAAUCAAGAUGGGCCGGUAUACAGAGAUUUUCAUGGAAAAUGGAUACAGUUCAAUGGACGCUGUGGCUCAGGUGACCUUGGAGGAUUUGAGACGGCUUGGAGUGACUCUUGUCGGUCACCAGAAGAAGAUUAUGAACAGCCUUCAAGAAAUGAAGGUGCAGCUGGUGAAUGGAAUGGUGCCAUUGUAACUUCUGCUAAUGUCACUUCUUCCAGUGAAUGAUUCUGCACUUUGUAAACAGCCCUGAGAUUUAUUUUAACAAAAAGAAAGGGGAAAAAGGGAAAACAGUGAUUUCUAAACCUUAGGAGAGCUAUGUCUCAUCCACAGAAUUUGUAAUCAGUGUUUCACUAAAAUCUCCAUAUCUUCCUCUCAGUUUCUUCAUUUUUCAUGAAGCAACAAUGACCUUCAGAAAAUAAGAACAAAAAUACUAUCUUAUGUUACAUAAAAAUCCUCACUACUACUUCUACAAAAUUUUUACACGAAAAUACAAAUAUAUAGCACCUUCACAGACUAAAUUAAGGCAGCCCCUUUCAAAACUUCCAGGGAUCUACUUGAAAGGAAAAGUCUUAUAGCCAUUUGUGGGCUAAGAAAAGCUGCAGUUUACUGAAGUUUACUUCAAGUCUUAAUUGUCUACAUAAGUGUAUUGAAGAGCAAUAUGAUUAGAUUAUUUCUUAAUACAUAUCUUCUUUUGUAAUUUUAAAAUGCUAUUUACAUGGUGUUAAGUUAUAGAAACUAGUUUAUAAACACAUUGCUUGAUCAAGGAAAAGUACAAUGCAGGGUGUGUAUUUAUUUUUCUGUGUUAUAAAAUUUACUUUUAGUUGCUCUUCUAGAGACUAUUAGUAAUAAAUGUGUAUAUAUUGUAUAUUUUGCAAUAUAUCUGGGAACUGAUUUAAGUUGGAAUUGUGUGAGUAUGCUUGCAUAUGUGUGCAUUAUCAUUCUGCUUGCAUUUUAAUAGUGUCUCAAUUUUAGCAACAUAUAAGGACAAGUGUUCCAGAGUGUAUUACAAAUAAGAAAAAUAGGGAAGCAGUAAAACAAAAUUUAACACAAGCUGGUGUCUCUUUUUCCCUCAUGUGUCCGAAAGCUACUAAUCUCUUUAUUCACUAACAGGAAAUGUCUAUAAGAUUAAAUCCCCUUUGGCUUUUUAAAAACACUUUGUGAUAUCUGUGACAAUGCUGCUCUUCUCGCCAUUAAUCUUGCACCCCUGUAAGAAAUGUCACCUUUCUGGUUCCCAGAAAAUAUCUUGUCAAGCAAAGUUGACACCAAAGGGCAAAUUUUCAGCAGGAUAUAGAAGGAUUUAACUGUGCUGGCUUCUGUUAAUGUUGUUAAAUCCAGGCACAUAGCACUAAGGAUCACCCUUAAGUGUUAAUCCUUUGCAACCAUUUCCAUUGUGCUUCAUUUCUAGACAUUUUGAUACUAACAAAGCAAUGAAAUGAUGAUGAAAAAUACAUAUUUUUCCUUCAGAAUUUUCUUUAUUUCAAGUUUUUUUGUUGAUGGAUGUUUAUUAAUUUGGUAAUUUCACUUUGCAUUCAGUUACUUGACAUUGAAAUUAUUUUGAGGAACCAACCUGAAGUAUUAUUUAAUUGGACUUAUUAGGGAAUAUAAGUCAUAUCUUCUGAAGGUUUCAUAAAUAUACCUGGUGAAGAAGGGUAAAUAAACCAUGGUAAAAAUUACAUAAUUUAUUAGAAAGCAUACAAAACUGAGCUCCUUUUGUUAACAAAAGUUCUGUAUUAUUGCACAUUAUUAAAAUCAUGUAAUGGCACGUGAUCAUUCAAGGAGCAGAGUACUUGAAUUAGAUAUCACUUACUCAUGAUUCUCAAUGGUAAUAGUAAGUAUGUCAGAGUAUCCUUGGAGUGGUGGAAUCCAUAGGACAUGUACUUGUGUUACAUUAAUUGUACUCUCUUUUUCCUAAGCACCUGUUUUACUUGAAUGUUGAUUUAUAUAAGAAUAAACUUGUGGGGAAUAACUUCUUUCUAUCCUGCCCACCCUUUACUUAAGCUGUAAUGUAACAUUUUGUCAAAGCACAAGAAAAAGCCAAAACAGCAACAAAAAAGAAGGGAGAGAGAAAUGGUCUAAAUACUUUUCAAAUUACGCAUUGAGUUCCAUCUCUGUAGAGUACCAUGGCUCCAUAUAAACUAUGCUGUAAGUGUGCUCUAUUAGGUUAGUGAAAUUUCCAGAGAAAGUUGAGAAAAUUAAUAUUGUUUUGAUAAAGUCACAAGUAAAUAGACAUUACUGUUACUAAAGAUGCAUUUGUUCAAUACAGGGAAAUGUUGAAACUAAAUCCUUUUUUACAAAAUAAUUGGAGAUUGUGUUUCAGUACACUGAAUUUUGUAAAGAAUGCAAAUUUAAGUGAUAAAGUAUCAAUUGAGAAACUUCAAAGUAGGAAAAGACUUAAGAAUUGAAAAAGAAAGUUGUUAUACGUUUGUAGAACAGGUGGACAAGCCAAUAUUGUUUGGACAUAAAAUUGUUUCCAAAAUUGUUUUCCAACUUUGUAUUUUCAGAGCCAAUUGGGAUUUUUGGGGUGGUGUAUAUUUAAGUGACUAGAAGUUACAAUGUACAUUUACACAUUUACACAAAGAAAGAAUAUAUAUUAAUUUGGAUUGAGUUGAUUUUCCUCCUUUGCAAUAUUGGUGUUCAUUUCAGAAAAGGAUUCUAAUUGAAAAUUAUAUAGCCCCCAUAUAGCUUUCAUCUGUAUCUCAAGUUGGUUGAGAAUUUUUUUAAUGUUGAUAAGAUUUUUAGAACAGAUAAAGAGAUUUUCAAAUAAGAUGUACUCUGCCCUCCAAAAUAGGAAAGAAUAAUUUUCUAAAAUAUUUGUUCACCACUGGAUAUGUCACCAAUUGGAAAGAGCCAAUCUCAUCUAUACCUGUGAGAAAUAGAAUGAGGAGAACAUGACAAUUUUCUGAAAUACAGUGAGGCUGUAACUCAGGGCAAGAUUUGAAAAUCUCAAUUGUAUAAUUUUUAUUCUAUUGAGUAUUCAUUUUGUCACCCAUCAGUUUACCAAAAAUAAAGCAUAGAUUAGAUAAUUUUAGCAUAUACAAUAGAUUUGCCAAAUAAUAUGCAAUUUUUUUGUAGCAAUAUCUUUAGGGCAUCGUCUUUCUCAGUGUUAGACUUUGAAAAACAGGUAUGUCCAGAGAGUUAUUUUCACUUUAUUGAUACCUGUUGAAGUCACUCAAUUACUACUUUUAUCAAUCAUAAUUUGUUGCUAAUCUUGCCAUUUGCUCACAUGUAAUAUGACACAUAAUCAGUUCCUCUUUUUGAAAUGUAUUAAUUGUACGUAAAAAUGUAAAGAUAUUCAUUGUCCCAUCUUUAAAAAUGUUAAUGUGCAUGACUUUUUAUUUCAUAUAUUUUAUUCACCAACUCAGUGUUCUGAAAUUUUAGGAUCACUGUAAAAUUAUAUCCCAGGUUAGGAGUGUAGCUCAGUAGUAGAGUGCUUUGCCUAGCAUGUGCAAGGUCCUGGGUUUUAUUCCCAAUACUAAAAAAAAUUGUACCCCAAUAUUUCAUGUAAACCUAUGUGUAAUCAGCAUCAUUUUAGAGUUGACUAAACAACACAAAACAUUUGUAAUUCUGUUUUAGAAAGAGUUUUGACCAGUGUGCAAUGAUGAAGGCACCAUUUCAUAUCUCAAGUUUAAACUACAACAUUGAGCACUAAUGCAUUUGCAUGACCUGCAUUUAAUUUCUAUGUGAAAGUAAAAUAUUUUGAAACACGGUACUUUCUCCCAUUUGAAGUGGGUUCUCAGAAGCACAAGUAUAGAUAUUUACCUUUGGAAGCUUUUGUGGCUGUAAUGGAUAGCAAACACUAUUGAGUCAGGUAUUAGAAAUUUACCAGAUGUAUAAUGUUGCAUAGUAAAAUAAGGUUCUUUUCUCAUUUUGUUUGUUCUAAAAAUAAGAAAAAAAGAAAGAAAGCUAAUUGUGAUAGUAAACUGUCUUUGUUUAUGUCCUUCCAGAUGUUUAACUCAAAAUAAAUACAAAGUAGGUACCAUAUGGUGGUGAUGACAGCAGUGACGAUGAUGAUGAAUAAACAGAAUCAAAUGCUAGCUUUAUUUGAAACUGAAUAACUAGAAUAAGUCAUCAUUAUUUUCAACUCUAACACAGCUGGUUACAUUGAAUAUUUUCUCUCUAUUAUGCUGUUAAUUAUAUAGUAAUGUAUCAAAAAGAAAUAGAUAAGAAUUUUUUUCAUUUCUUGUUCAUUUAUGAAAAAGUCUUUUCACAUAUAAAUGACUGAACGUUCUUGUUUAGAAUGACCAUGUUAUUAUUGCUUUGAAGACACCAAUUCAUUUUUUAAAAAUAAGUUUAUAAUAAUCAGAAACAAAUGUUGCUUUUUCUUUGAAAUGUUAAUAGAAAUAAUUGAAGGUGGCCAAAAUAUAUCAUGUUAUUCCUGCUGGGGGCUUUAUUAUCUGAAGUUUGAGUGGUCAACAUAUUUGUGAAUUUUUAGACUGCUGUAGUUUUGCGAUUAAUUAUGUAAAAGUGUAUAAAUUCCACUUAUAAUAGUCUGAGAAUAAACUUAGACUCAGUCAUUUGUUGAUAUGUUAUCUUAGUUUCAGGCAGGUGAGAGCAGCUGCAUAGCAUAUUUUAUUCUAUGAUAGGCAUCAAGAUAUCUGAAGUCCCUGUCUCAGAGUUAAUUCAAAGAAGGAUUAGCAUUUCUGUAUUUCUUUUCCCAUUUGAAGCUCUAUGUGCUUUUGGUUUGUGUACAUGUUUUUGUAGUGUAAGAUAUGAAAUUUUAUAUUUUUUCAGAAAAUAAAAAAACCCUUUGAAUACAGUUAAA